Cetraspora pellucida is the source of this 1398-nucleotide messenger RNA. NCBI's taxonomy places the organism in Eukaryota, Fungi, Glomeromycota, Glomeromycetes, Diversisporales, Gigasporaceae. The record is from the annotation of a GenBank genome assembly.
AUGGUUAUCUUCGCAGAUGAUAGAAUCGAGGGUCCAUAUUCCACAUCAGAAUAUAGACAAGAAUUUUAUGUUGAAGGUACUGUGUUAAUGUGCCGUGCUUGCCGCAUAGCUUUGAAUCAUAAAAAAAAAUCAGUACUCGAUGAUCAUCUUAUUUCAAUAAAACAUCAAGUUGCAAAAACUGCUGCAAACAAUCCAGUACCAAUACAAGUACAACAAAAUAUCAAUGCUACACGUUUGUCUGAGAGAGAACAAAUGAAUUUGAACCUUGUUCAAGCUUUAACAGCUGCUGAUAUACCUCUUGAAAAAUUGGAUAAUGAUACAUUAAAAGAAUUUUUUAAAAAAUAUUGUAAAUUUGAAAAAUAUUUAUCAAUGUUAUAUGACUUAGAAUUAGAUAAGUUACAUGAAACAUUGCUAAAUCAACAAAUUUGUAUUACUGUAGAUGAAUCAACAGAUGCCUGUAGUAGAGCAGCCGUCAAUAUUCUUUUUAGCUUUGGAAAUAAAACAAAAUUGGUUGCUACAAAGCAUCUUAAAAAAGUUGAUGCUACAACAAUUUCACAAGUUGUUAUGUCAACUGUUCAAUUAUAUAAUAUACCUUAUGAAAAUGUUAGACUUUAUAUCUCUGAUAACGCUGCUUAUAUUUGGUGGAACAUGGCAUGUAAACGUAGAUGGAUUAGUCAUCUUUCUUUCAAUGCUAUUACUAUGCCAUUACUUCCACCUUGUUUUGAUUCGAGUUUGGAUACAAAUUUGGGUCAAAAUGAAAACUUAAAUACUAUUACUACGACCUUACCUCCUUUAUCUAUUAAAACUCAUUGGAAUUCCUGGUUCAAAUUUAUUUUUUGGAUUAAUCAAUAUCUUCCAUUCCUUAUUACAUUCUAUCAAGAAGAAAAAAAUAUUGAUAAUAGUAGUGCUGCAAUCCAAGAAUUAGCACAAUUCGCUUGUAAUAAUACACUUAUUCUUAAAUUUGAAAUUUUAGUGUUAUUUAUUACAUCAAAUGCACAAAGUAUGCAUGAUCCACUAUUAGAUAUGAAACUAAUUGAAAAAUGUAUAUCAAAUGGAAUUGACUUAAAUAGCUAUAAACUUAUUUUUUGUGAAGCGUAUAAGUUGGCUUGGAAUAAAUUUAAAAAACAUAUUGAUAGACAUAAUGUGCUUUCUCUUUUUAGAGCAAUUAGAUGCUUCGACUCAAAAUUUAUACAAGCACAAAAUAAUAGGCAUAGUUUAGAUAAUUACAAAGAAAUUGAUGAAUUUUUAUCACCCACAAAUAAUUUAAUUGAUGAAUGGGAAAUAUAUUACUUUGCGGUCAAUUUCAACAAAUAUGAUGAUCAAAAUUUAAAGUACUAUUUAUAUGCCGCCGCAGAAUUCACAAAUUUAACGGUAAUCACAGCAGAAUUUGACAGUUAA